This is a messenger RNA of Drosophila navojoa, 650 nucleotides long. It is a transcript of the gene cnir, whose product is annotated as cornichon-like protein. Gene Ontology annotation, biological process: vesicle-mediated transport. NCBI's taxonomy places the organism in Eukaryota, Metazoa, Arthropoda, Insecta, Diptera, Drosophilidae. The record is from RefSeq and is a predicted model, not a curated record.
AAAUGCUGAAAAAUAUUUAUUUAAAUUAAUUUUAAGACUCAUAAGUAUUAGGCCAAAAGUAAUAAAUAGCACAAAUAUGUUUCUACCUGAAACAGCUGUGUUCUGCAUCACGUUGCUUAUAUAUGGCGGUAUACUUCUCCUAUUAAUUUACUAUGUGCUGACGCUAGCUGACUUGGAGUGCGACUAUUUAAAUGCACAGGAAUGCUGUCGCCGUCUCAACUUUUGGGUCAUUCCCAAAUUUGGCUGUCAGGCGCUGCUCUGCGCUAUGCUCCUCAUCUGCGGGCACUGGAUCAUGUUUCUGAUGAACCUGCCCAUGGCCGUCUGGCUAUUCUAUGAGCUGCAGAGCCAGCGUCGCGAUAGUCUGGGCGUUUACGAUCCAGUUGAUAUUCAUAGUCGAGGACUGCUCAAAGUGCAUUUGAGGAAUUGCAUGAUUUAUCUAGGCUACUACUUUGUCAUGUUCUUUGUGGGCCUUUACUGCUUGAUUUCUGCAUUGCUUAAAGGCGAUCCCAUCAAACGGCACGAGGAUGAUGAAAUUAUUACCGGUUUUUAAGUCUAUCCAGGCCAAAGGCUUCCAGUGAGAAAAGUGGACGAAAUGUAGACAGAGCUAGUCGCGUAAUUAGUAACCUAUACCAACUUGCUGAUUUUACAUU